AUGUUAGCCGAACUAAGGCUGAAGAAAGACCGAGUACAUGAAGAGGCGAAGAGAUUAUUUGCUGAUUGGAAGCCUGUAGUGAACAAAAUGUUGGAGACUUAUCUCACUCUUGAUCCGGGCUUUUCGGAUGCUCAAAAUUAUGCUUUAUUUGAUUCAAAUCUUCCCAUAUAUCUUUUAGGCGAGAAAUUUACAUCGAGAGGAGAUAUGGCACGCGUAAAGGAAUUUAUGGCAUCGUUGUUAUGGUUUACAUAUCGUAAAAAUUUUCAACCCAUUGGUGGUACUGGGCCAACAACUGAUCAAGGUUGGGGAUGUAUGCUGAGAUGUGGUCAAAUGUUAUUGGCUCGGGUGUUAAUAGUGCGACAUCUGGGUCGUAAUUGGCUUUGGGACCGAGAUGUCAUGUUGACAGAAUACAAACGUAUUCUGCGUAUGUUUCAGGAUAAGAAAAACUGCCUUUUUUCAAUACAUCAGAUAGCAAAUAUGGGAGUAUCUGAAGGCAAAGAAAUUGGAGAAUGGUUUGGUCCGAACACGGCUGCUCAGGUUUUGAAAAAAUUGGUCAUAUACGAUCAAUGGUCACGACUAACAGUACAUGUAGCUCUUGACAAUGUACUGAUUACAAGUGAUAUACGCACUAUGGCUUUUACUAGACCUCCUUACCGAAGAUCUCGGCGUGAGACAGAAAGUGAUUAUAAUGAUAAUCUCGGUACUAUUGACCCUACUGAAGCGGAAAUAUUACCGAAAUCAACUCGAUCUCCAACACGAAGUGAAACUUCGUCGAUAAGCAGUUACAGUGGUGUCAGCGAAGAAUGGCGACCAUUGCUGAUCAUCAUUCCACUUAGGCUUGGCUUAAAUACAAUAAACCGUUGUUACUUUCCUGCUAUUCAGGCAUUUUUUGAAUUGCCACAAUGUGUUGGCAUUAUUGGCGGUCGACCCAAUCAUGCGCUUUACUUUUGUGGCAUUGUGGAUAACAAUUUGCUUUAUCUCGACCCUCAUUUCUGUCAGAAUUUCGUGGAUUUAGAUGAAGCUACGACAACAAAAGAUGAACGUGGUGAUUAUGUUGAGAUCAAAAAUGAUGAAUUCAGAGACAGCACCUAUCACUGUCCAUUUAUUCUGAGUACAAAGAUCGACAAGGUGGAUCCAUCGCUGGCACUUGGCUUUUUUUGUCAUACCGAAGAUGAUUACAGCGAGCUAGCAAACCGGCUACGGACACAUUUGCUACCAGCUUCAACACCACCUUUGUUUGAAAUGCUUGAAACAAGGCCGAAAAAUUUUCCACCAUUUAUACCGUAUGUUGGAGAAAAUACAAAACUACGAGACUAUAUGGAUCUCGGUGAAGUGAAUGACAGUUAUGAUGAAUUCGAACUGCUUGAAUAG
This is a messenger RNA of Brugia malayi, 1371 nucleotides long. It is a transcript of the gene Bma-atg-4.1, whose product is annotated as Peptidase family C54 containing protein. Gene Ontology annotation, molecular function: protein-phosphatidylethanolamide deconjugating activity. The record is from RefSeq and is a predicted model, not a curated record. Bases 1 to 1371 code for a protein of 456 amino acids. The transcript has 12 exons. NCBI's taxonomy places the organism in Eukaryota, Metazoa, Nematoda, Chromadorea, Rhabditida, Onchocercidae.